Molecule: messenger RNA, 2226 nt
Organism: Closterium sp. Naga37s-1
Lineage: Eukaryota; Viridiplantae; Streptophyta; Zygnematophyceae; Desmidiales; Closteriaceae
Source: the annotation of a GenBank genome assembly
AUGUCUCUUGUCCCAAUCCCAUUUACUCUGCAGUCUCAACUCUCCUUUCCCCAUUGCAUGCCCCUCUGCAGCCUCACCUUUCCUUUCCCCGUCCCACUUCCCCCUGGAAUUUCACGCUCAUAUCCCAUCCCCCGCUGCAGCUUCACCCCUUGUUUCCCGCUCCCAAUCUCCCCUGCACCCUCACGCCUUGUCUCUCCCACUCCCAACCUCUUCCCCCUUAUGGGUGACGUCAAUGACAAAACCAGGCCGCUCGGGAAGACCGUUCAGGAAGAUACGGAGAGGGUGGAGAGCACGUCCUAUAGCACAGUGAAUGGUGGCGCCAAGAGGAGCCGCAUGACUGAAUUCUCGGAAGGCGCGGCGUUAGAAGCGAAAAAUGCAGCGGAUGAGGCGAUCUGCCUCCUCUACGCCGGCCUCUGCAUUCCGCCGCAGCACGCCGAUAACCCGCUUUGGCGCAACGCAGUGCAAGCCAUCGCACGUGCGGGAAGCAGCUACUUUUCUCCCGAUAGCCGCCACAUCGGUGGCUCCGGAUUGAAGCAGUCUCGGGUAUUGGUCGAGCAGGAGCUGAAGCCCGUUGCAGCGAGCUGGAAGCAGCAUGGCGUCACCCUUGCGAUUGACACGGUGACAGACAAGCGUGGCCGGUCGCAAGCCAACGUGUGGCUUGUCAAUGACUCUGGGCGCGUGUUCAUGGAGAGCAUUGACUGCAGCAUGCACUGCAGUAUGGAGGGCCGCAUUAAGGACGAUUGCAGGAAGGAGGACUGCAGUAUGGAGGCCGAGACAUGUGACUACAUUCGCAGAACCCUACGGGCGAUUGUGGAGAAGGUUGGGCCAGAGAACAUCGUUGCUCUCUGCAUGGACGGCGAGAGUGGCUACGCCGGUGCUUGCCGAGAAUUGAUGCGCGAGUGGCCGCACAUUGAGUAUGUUCCGUCCGCGGUGCAUGCAUUGAAUCGGAUGAUGGAAGACAUAGGGAAGAUGGCAUGGCCCAGGGGGGUGGUUGACAGGACGGAUGAGCUGAUUGGGUUUCUCCGUAUCCACGGCGGCGCGAUACGCUACUGCCUAAAGAGCAUAGGACAGCCCGAUGGCAAGGUGUUGCAAGUGUUGAGGUCGCGAAACGCAAGGUUCGGAGCACAGUACGUUGCUGUGUCUAGCCUUUGUGAGCUUCGGCCGCAGCUGGCGCGGAUGGUGUCGAGCGAAGCAUGGAAGGUGUGGUUUAUAGAGACGAAGCAGAAGGUGAAGGAGGAGGCUGAGGGAUUCGCCGCGUGUGUCGAGGACGCAGCGUGGUGGAAGGCUGCUGAGUUGUUUUCGAAGCUGAUGAAGCUCGUGUAUGUGGUGAUGCAGGCCGUUGAUUCGAGCGCCAAGUCAACGAUGAGCCGUAUGUAUGAUACGAUGCGGCAAUUGACAGAAGAUGUGGAUGAGGUACUGAAGGAGGUAGAUGGGGAGUUGUUGAGUGAAGCGGAGAAGGAUGAAAUUUCGAAGCUUGUGAAGGAGCGGUGGCACGGGAGCUUUGCGUGUACUUUGCUCGUGGUGGGCCAGAUCCUCAAUCCCGCCAACCAGGAUCGCGAGAUUUUCGGUACGGACCCGGAGAUAGCAAGGGCUUUCAAGGCCUACAUCGACAGCCAUUGCAAAUUCCUUGCGCGAAACUGGAAACUUUCGGUCCUGCUGAACAGUAUUUUUAACUUCGCUAGUCAACGAGUGGAGGAAAGGUCUUAUUCGGCCCUGGUGGACGGUUUUUCGGCAUUCGGGGAUUCGAUACGUGGUAGAUUCCACUCGUGUGACGCACGGGCUGAGCGGGAUGCGGUGAAGGAAGGGAAGCUGGGCAUGGUGCAAUGGUGGACCAAUCACGGGUCUGAGCACCCGGUGAUCACGGGCCUUGCAUGCCGACUUCUCUCUCAGCCUGUGUCUGCAGCGACUUGCGAUUGGAACUGGACUGAGUGGGAUUCGGUACGCACUAGCCGGCGGAAGAAGCUGGGUCUCAAAAAGUGCAGCGAUAUGGCAUACAUUGCGCACAACUGGCCGGCGGUGCAAAACAGGGGGGACGGUUCUCGAGAGGGGCUGGAGGUGGCAGCAGAGGAUAGCCUUGACUCUCCCGUCUCUGCGGAGUAUGACGUGGAUGAGGAGUCAGUCGAGGAGGAGGCGGAUGAGGAGGAUGACGAGGAGGACGAGGAGGAGGGGGAGGAGGACGAGGAGGAGGAAGGAGAGGAGGAAGGGGAGGAGGAAGGGGAGGAAUAA